Molecule: messenger RNA, 1877 nt
Organism: Humulus lupulus (European hop)
Lineage: Eukaryota; Viridiplantae; Streptophyta; Magnoliopsida; Rosales; Cannabaceae
Exons: 9
Coding region: 225-1172 (315 amino acids)
Biological process (GO): translation
Cellular component (GO): ribosome
Molecular function (GO): structural constituent of ribosome
Source: RefSeq, a predicted model, not a curated record
AGCCCAAGCAUAUGACCCAGCCCCGUUUCUAAGGUUUUCUCACACUAAAGUUUCUCUCACUCUCGCCGCCCCAAUCCGCGUCUCGCUCGCACCUCGCGGAGUUGCUUGCCCUUGGGUCUCACCGUUCACCAUUCCCGCCGCCUUACCCUCUCGUCAGUUCGUGAUGAGCAGUUAGACUGUCUAUUGCUGCAUUUGGAAUAGAAGUGGCUGGUUGUUCUUAAGCCAUGGCUCUGUCGAUUUCGAUUAGGCUAUUACGAUCUAUUGGGUCUUCAUCUGCAUUUUCCUGCUGCCAUUCGAGAGUUAUUGGCCCGUCAAUUUGCACAACUGAUGAUUUGUACAACCAUGUUUCUGGGGAUAGCUUACUUUCUAAACAGCCUUCAGCCAUUGUCAAGGGUGGGUUAUCUUUACUUUCUUAUCGGAAGUUUUCAACUUCUAUCCUGACCCCUGAAUCCAGUGAAGGUGCAUUUCCCUCUGAUUUGUUGUCCGCUAAGCCUGUGCUGGAAUCAGACCGAAAGAUAGGACUUUAUCAGGACCUUGUAAUUCCUGUGACAAAUUUUCAUAAUGAAGACAAGGGCUUCAUGGUUUUAGAUGGUGAAGUCUUUGAUGUACCUGUCAGGAAGGACAUUAUUCAUCGAGUUGUACUAUGGCAACUUGCAAAACGACAACAGGGAACACAUUCAACAAAAACUAUUAGUGAGGUCAGUGGAACUGGAAGAAAGCCAUGGAGACAGAAGGGUACUGGUCGUGCAAGGCAUGGAACAUUGCGUGGCCCCCAGUUUCGGGGAGGUGCUAUAAUGCAUGGGCCUAAGCCACGAAGUCAUGCUAUUAAGUUGAACAAGAAGGUACGAAGGCUAGGGCUGAAGAUUGCUCUCACUGCCCGUGCUGCAGAGGGAAAGCUUCUGGUUUUUGAGAACUUGGAGGUCCCCACGCAUAAAACCAAGAAUAUUGUGAACUAUGUUCAGCAAAUGGAGAACGCCAAGAAAUUUCUGCUGGUGGAUGGUGAUGUUAUAAGUGAAAAGUUGAAAUUGGCUACUCAAAAUCUGCAUUAUGUGAACGUGCUGCCCUCAGUUGGUCUCAAUGUCUACAGCAUCUUGCAACACGACACACUCGUAAUGUCUCGUGAUGCAAUCAACAGAAUUGUAGAGCGGAUGCACACUCCAAUUAACCGUUGAUGGCAUUGUAAUGUUCUCUACUCUACUCUAGUUUUAGUAUUUUUGUUUUCUUUACGUUCACAGGAAGAAAGAAAUCCCCAAAAAUAAUGAGGCUUUUUAAAAUUAUGCGAACACAGUUCAGCAUGUCAAUUUUCCUUGCAAAGAAUUUUGUAAUUCAUUGUCGAUGAGGGAGGUUUAUGACACAUGAUUGACCCAAGGAACCUAAGGAGGUUUGAAUGGGAAGUUGAUUUCUCAAGUUCUGAUAGGUUGGUGAUUAGACAGCUUUGGUGCAAUCUUUGCUCAUACGUGCAGUGGUCUUUUGUUGGCAACUGUGUUUGCAAUAAUACAAUGAUCCAGGAGGGGUAGCUCAAAUGUCAGGCAUGUGGGUUGCUUCCACAAGGCCUCAUGCCUGAGGUUUGAGUUCCUUUUGGGUUCUUACAUAGCAAUUGCUACAGUUUUCUGGUCCUCAAGCAAUAAUACACAUAAAAAAAAAUAAGUCACAGGUUUGUUGGCAAAAGUUUUAAUGUUUCAAUUUUGUUAUAAAAAUAUUUUUAACGGUGAUAAAAUCUUGUGUUGUUGUUAUAGUGGGGUAGUAAGUUACUAAUGCUUAAUCUCUGAUAUGUUUGCGAUAUGAUGAUUGGUAGACGCAUUAGUUUGUAAAAGAAAAACGGAACAUUAAAUGUUCAUUAGAAUAGUAUGACCAGUUUCUACUUCAAAUUUGCUGAA